GGUAUUUAGUGUCCAGCGUCACUAUUUGAUUGUUCGUUCCACGUUCAUCAGGUUAGUACUGAAUAGUAGCACCACUCGCUCCUGUCACUGUUCGUCGUCUUCGCCACCAUGCCAUCGUCCAUGAUAUAUGAGAAUAUAAAUGAAUCCGUCGGCCAGGAGGAUGCCGUGGUAGAGUUCCACGGCAACACGAAGCGCAUGUCGUCAGAUGCGGCCGCUGGAGAACAGCAACGAGAGCGGAAGCGCAAACGUAGAUCAAAGCAUGUGCCCCAAAGAGAUGAUACAUUCGUCGGUGAUCUGCGGCAGUUCAUGAAGGAUCAGCAUUACACUCAGUUUGACAUGGCAGCCAACCUGAGCUGUUCUCAGGCAAAGAUCUCGCAUUUUCUUUGCUGCUACAUGUCGGAGAAGGCUCACAAUAAGAUGGUAAGGUUAGCAAUUCGCUGGAAGGAAACCACCAAUCACUCAUCGGGUCUUGCGGAGCGUGCACGUCGCGCAUACUUAAGUCAGAUGGCACAGCAUCAUGUGAAAGAUUCGGCUUCAAAUGGUGUUAAGCGUCAAUCUUCGUUAACGCAUUCGACUGCCGAACUCGUUCCUGGAACGGCCGACCACCCCAACCGUGUGCAUGGGAAAGACCACCGAGUGGCACAACAAUUCCACUACACUUCCUCUGUGGAUUCAUUAAGAGGCAGUGAUAGCUCGUUAAGUCGAACCUUGUCCGAUGAGUCGAUCGGCAGAAUGUCCGCGUCAGAAUAUUGCAGUAGUAAAAACACGCACAACGGCCGGGACUAUCCUGACGAGGCAUACGAUGAGAACAACGCUCGCACCGACAGCUACAGUCAAUACCUAUGGAAGCGUCGAGAGCGGUCGGAUAGUGGCUUUAUUUCUGAAGACGCGGCCAUCGCACAGCAACAGCAGGAGACCUGUAGACUCGAGUUGGGGUUAAAGAGGAGAGCAGGCUGGUGCUUGUCUUGUAAGAAGGGCAAUGACUGCAUGCGCAGACUGACGGAAGAGGACAUUGCCGUUGCCAAAGGCCUCCUAGCAAUUGCGCGGUCUCCAACCCCAACACAGGAAAUACCAAUCGUACCGAGAAAGCACUCAGUUGAUCAACUGUACACGCGCUCUUCGUUACCCACAUUCUCCGAAGCCCCAGUGCUACGCCGUGCAUCUUCUCCGGUAUACCCAACGUUCAGCGACAAUGCUGAUGUAGAGACUCAUAGCAAACAAUAUGCCCGUGAUCCUAGUGCGUUCAGUACUACUUGGAGUAGUGAUGGCAUCGUCUUCACCACUAGCGUUGGCCAGGCUAUGAACUGCGUUGACCGUGUUUCUAUAGAUAGCGAUUCAUACACCCAUGACCAAUAUGACAUUUGAAAUUGGCCGCAGCAUGCAAGACAAGCAUAUGUGGCUGCCACCUUCUCACCUAUUUUAAAGUAAUAUAUAUGCACCAAGAACUAACAGGGUGCUACCGAAUGAGAUUGCAGACUAAGCUAUUACUCGGUAACGAAUCAUGCAAUCCGGAUCAUUAUAAUAAAAAAUAUUCGAUGCC
Molecule: messenger RNA, 1540 nt
Organism: Sphaeroforma arctica JP610
Lineage: Eukaryota; Ichthyosporea; Ichthyophonida
Exons: 4
Coding region: 109-1365 (418 amino acids)
Source: RefSeq, a predicted model, not a curated record